AUGCCGAUUUCAAAACUUUGCACGCAGCGUGGUGCAGCAGCGGUCGCACCAAACGAUUUGUAUUGGUAUCUUGCCGUCGCGUUCGACAAACUACGCGUCAAAGACGAAUGUAAUAAAAUUUGUGAACUUCGCGUAGCUUACAGGUACGAAGACUAG
This is a messenger RNA of Plasmopara halstedii, 156 nucleotides long. RefSeq lists its product as uncharacterized. Bases 1 to 156 code for a protein of 51 amino acids. The record is from RefSeq and is a predicted model, not a curated record. NCBI's taxonomy places the organism in Eukaryota, Oomycota, Peronosporomycetes, Peronosporales, Peronosporaceae. The transcript is spliced from 2 exons.